This is a messenger RNA of Monopterus albus (swamp eel), 2772 nucleotides long. It is a transcript of the gene csnk2a2b, whose product is annotated as casein kinase 2, alpha prime polypeptide b. Bases 941 to 2098 code for a protein of 385 amino acids. Gene Ontology annotation, molecular function: ATP binding; protein serine/threonine kinase activity. Gene Ontology annotation, biological process: regulation of chromosome separation; peptidyl-threonine phosphorylation; peptidyl-serine phosphorylation. Gene Ontology annotation, cellular component: cytosol; protein kinase CK2 complex; nucleus. The record is from RefSeq and is a predicted model, not a curated record. The transcript has 13 exons. NCBI's taxonomy places the organism in Eukaryota, Metazoa, Chordata, Actinopteri, Synbranchiformes, Synbranchidae.
CUUCUCAUUCUCACCCCGGCAGCUAGCGGCUUUCACAUCCGGGCGGCUCUCGCUCCUCUUCAAUCGCAGUCCGCUUCCCUCCCCUGCGCUCUCGACCAAGGGAGGUCCGUGGCAGCAGAAGAAUCCCCGAACCUCGGGCACUUUCGGAGGCGUCUGGUAGUGCCCCCCUCCCUUGAGGCGCUGCUUACCCGCACAGCCGGUGGCACAUGACGCCUUUUCCACCGAUGGUGGUGCACGGCGCUGAGCGCUCCCCGUCGGUGCGACAUCUCCGCGCCGAAGUAGCUAACAUCAGCUAACAACAUCGAUCUCCGCUUCUCCGCCCCCUCUCUCUGCGAUCGACUCCCGCUAUCUAUCCGACACACCAGCAGCGGAUUGAUAGCUAGCACUGGACCACCGAGGGCAUCUCCCACCCUGCCUGUACAUCAUCUAGCGCAGGAAGCCCACCCGUUUCCUCCCAGGUUUAGGGCCGCAGACAGAGUAGCCUCGGACAUUCACCCGUGAUAUUUAGAUUGCCAGUCCCCUUUCCUCCUUGUUUGUGGCCUUUUCAGGGUCCAUUUCUUCUCUACCUCAACACCCCGAUGCGCCUCCGUCCCUUUGCGUAACCUCAGCUGCACUAUCACCCUCACCUUGAUCAUCCCCUCUCCGAGCUCCACCGUCCCCGGCUCUGCUGCUUCUGAGAGUCCGAUCAAGGAGCUUUGCUCGACGUGCACAGACUGCGGAGAAUCCCGGCAGACGUCUCCGGUUCGUCUUCGUCCCUGGCUUCCCUUUUCUUAGCCUGGCUGCACAGAGGAGCUGGCUGGCCUGUUCUACAAUACACCGACACAGACAUCAAAUCCAGUUUCCGGUCUAUCCCCACGACCCCGUCUAGCUCGUCAGCGAUCCCCACACCAGCAAAUCUCAGUGAUACACGCCCCGUAGCGCCCGAGCCACGGCUCUCGCCAUGCCGGGUCCGGUGGCCGGUAGCAAGUCCCGUGUGUACGCAGACGUCAACACGCUGAAGAGUCGGGAGUACUGGGACUACGAGGCCCACGUACCCAAUUGGAACAACCAGGAGGACUACCAGCUGGUCCGCAAGCUGGGCAGAGGCAAGUACAGCGAAGUGUUCGAGGCCAUCAACAUCACCAACAACGAAAAAGUGGUCGUCAAGAUCUUGAAGCCGGUCAAGAAGAAGAAGAUUAAGCGAGAGAUCAAGAUCCUGGAGAACCUGCGAGGAGGGACCAACAUCAUCCGACUGAUGGACACAGUGAAAGACCCAGUGUCCAGAACUCCAGCACUGGUCUUUGAAUGCAUCAAUAAUACAGACUUCAAGGAGUUAUACCAGAAGUUGACAGACUAUGAUAUCCGUUUUUAUAUGUAUGAACUACUGAAGGCUCUGGACUACUGUCACAGUAUGGGAAUUAUGCACCGUGACGUCAAACCCCACAAUGUGAUGAUCGACCACCAGAUGAGAAAGCUACGCCUUAUAGACUGGGGUUUGGCAGAGUUCUACCACCCAUCCCAGGAGUAUAACGUCAGAGUGGCCUCACGAUACUUCAAAGGCCCCGAACUCCUGGUGGACUACCAGAUGUAUGAUUACAGCCUAGACAUGUGGAGCUUGGGCUGUAUGCUGGCCAGUAUGAUCUUUCAGAAAGAGCCCUUCUUCCAUGGACAAGACAACUACGACCAGUUGGUUCGAAUUGCCAAGGUCCUGGGAACAGACGAGCUGUUCGGCUACCUGCGUAAAUACCACAUUGAACUGGACCCACGCUUCAAAGACCUGCUGGGACAGCAGAGCAGGAAGCGUUGGGAGCAAUUUGUGCAGACUGAGAACCAGCACCUGGUGAGUCCUGAAGCUCUGGACCUGCUCGACAAGCUGCUACGCUACGACCACCAACAGAGACUGACUGCCACAGAGGCCAUGGAGCACCCCUACUUCUGCUUUGACAUUGUACACCACCCACCCACACACCAAAACAUCAAGCUCAGGACAGCAGGAAGAGGAGAGGGGAGACUAGUCUGUUCAGAUUUUAGCAGCAGCAUAGACCCAGUAGUAAAGGAGCAGUCUCUGUCAAACGCUGACAACAACAUGGUUUCUAGUGGCAACACUACAACGCGAUGAAACGCAGAGGUGGAAGAAGAAGGAAGUUUGUUACCUCAACUUUGUACCCGGUUGUGACAGUGACUUUGACAAGUGUACAGUGACAAUGGAUCAAAGUAACUCUGACCAGUUACACAUUCACAGAUAUGUGCAUACGGAUACACAUGUUACACACACAUGUACGCACCAGUGCAAGCACACCCCUACACAUACACACACACAGACAGACAGACAGACAGACAUGUAUACAUACACCCUCCUCCUCUGUAUCAGUCUGUGAUUGGCCUGUCCUGGUUCCCUGUCCAGCAGCCUGACCAAUGAGCUUGAAGCUGCUCCCCUGUCGUCCACUCAAACGGUCUUUGUCCUCCCAGUUCAGUCUCAUGUAGGUCAACAGGGACAAACUACUCUUGAAGACAUUUCAGUCCCUCUUCCUCUCUCUGUCGUCCCUCCUGUCUGUAUCAUCCCCUCUUUGUUUGCAUCGGCAUGGAGAAUGAUCAGGAGUGUGAACCUGUAAAAGCCCCACCCCGCCCAAACCAUUCAUCCACCCAUCUGUCUGCCGAACCCCUCCUCCCUCCCUAUCAUGUACUCCAACAGACAGAUGUCUUAGCACUACUCCAGUUCUGAAAGUGGCAUGGUGGACACUCUCUAGAUAGAAGGAUAAUGCUAAUAAUAAUAUUAAUGAAGAAUAAAUGAUU